GGCGCAGCUGGGAGGGUUAAGUGCGUUUUCCGAGGCCAGGCCUGAGAGGACGGGAAAAAAACGUGAGGCCCGUGGCUGUUGAUUGGCUGCAGCGAGAAGCGGAUGGACGUUGACUGGCUCCGGCGUUCGCGGGAAGAAGUUUGUGGCGCCAGAGCAAAGUGGACACCGGCAACACGGUUCUGAGGGAGGUGCUGCGAGCCGGUUCGACCAGAACUUUCGGAGACUCGUUCGCAAAGGGAUUGUGACCAAGAUGUGGAAUAAUUCCUACGACAGCUUCAGCAAUUCCAGCUACGGAGGAACCGCCAGCUACACACAGUCGCCGGGCGGCUUCGGGUCGCCCACGGCCUCGCAGGCCGAGAAGAAAUCGAGAGCCCGGGCCCAGCACAUCGUACCCUGUACCAUAUCACAGCUGCUGUCAGCCACGCUGAUGGAUGAAGUGUUUAGGAUUGGGAAUGUAGAGAUUUCACAGGUCACCAUCGUGGGGAUUAUCAAACAUGCAGAGAAGGCACCGACCAACAUUGUUUACAAGAUAGAUGACAUGACCGCUGCACCCAUGGAUGUCCGUCAGUGGGUCGACACAGAUGAUGCCAGCAGUGAGAACACCGUGGUUCCUCCAGAAACGUACGUGAAAGUGGCUGGCCACCUGAGGUCCUUCCAGAACAAGAAGAGCCUGGUAGCCUUUAAGAUCAUGCCCCUGGAAGACAUGAAUGAGUUCACCACGCACAUUCUUGAGGUGGUGAACGCACACAUGAUGCUCAACAAGUCAACCAGCCAGCCCCCCGCAGGGAGAGCCUCUUUCGGCAAUCCAGGAAUGAAUGAAGUGGGAAACUUCGGUGGGAACAGCUUCAUGCCAGCAAAUGGUCUCACUGCGGCCCAGAACCAGGUGCUGAAUUUGAUUAAGGCUUGCCCAAGACCUGAAGGAUUAAACUUCCAUGAUCUCAAAAACCAGCUCCAUCACAUGACUGUGGCCUCAAUCAAGCAAGCUGUGGAUUUUCUUAGCAACGAGGGACACAUCUAUUCUACUGUAGAUGACGAUCAUUUUAAAUCAACAGAUGCUGAAUAACUGGAUCUCAGCAAGUACCAAGACGCUUGCCAGCCAGUCCUAGUUUUGUCUUCUGUGGUCUCCAACUGUGUACAUUUGGUCAGGUGACAUCUAGGAUGUAGAGUGUCAGCUAGGGACCUGGUGGGACACAGUGCUCUUCUAAUUUUGUUUUUGUGUUUUUGGUGAUCAAAGGGAGACGGACAAUUGACAGGGAUGUGACCAGGGUGGGAUUCCUUGAAGAAUUUUGAGAAAGCUCCUUCCAGCAAGAGGAUGGAGGGACCUGGAAGGGGGAUGCCUCCAGGCCUGCUUCAGGGACCCCCACGGGGAGUGAGGCUCCUUGAGAUGCCUGCAUGAACAGUAGCGCUUAGGGCUUUGUGUUUCUGGCCUGUGUCCUGUGAAAGGAGGCGGGCAGCGCUGGACUCUGCAGCUGCGGCCCAGCCAAGAAUCCCAGUGACCUGGGCUGGGUCUGCGUCCCUGAGGGUGCGUAGCAUUACUUUCACAAUUGCACUUUCCUUGAUCUUUGCUGCCAAAAAGUGGGCUUGUGUGAUCAGGGGAGUGGUGAUCUCGAGGGGCAGCAAGGAGGGAAUGCUGUCGUGCUUGGUACAAAGCAAGGGCUUUCAUGUGUUUAAUAAAACAGUCCUGUUGUUGCAGUAACUGGAGACUUGGCGCUUCUGGCCUUGAGCCCUUGUCAUGAGCAGCAGUGCAGCACAGUGCACCAGGCAUUGGGUUCUGCUCUCUCUGUCUUUGGUUCGAAUGCUGAAUGGCCUGGGCUCACCCCCGGAGCCUGUAUCAUCGCUUGUGGGGCCUCUGGCCAUGCCAGUAUCCCGUGCCAGAGCACUGACUUCAUUACCAGCUGCUUCUGAUCCAGUUCCCUGCUGAUGUGCCUGGCAAAGCAGCAAAAGAAAGGAAACCCACAAAAGGAUUAUCUCGUGGGUAUGUUGUAAAGCCUGAGUAACUGCCUGUUGAGGUGUGUGAAGCGUCUGGCACGGUCUCGAGCGGGGCUUCCAAGAUGGACCUGACCAUUGCCCUUCAAAGUGCCAGCACAUGACCCAACUGGGCAUCUUCCACUCAGCCUCAGGGUGAGACUUGCCCAAGGCCCAGGCUAAUUUUGCCCCUCUGGGUCAUUUCUCACUUUGUAG
Messenger RNA from Ochotona curzoniae (black-lipped pika), 2181 nucleotides. It is a transcript of the gene RPA2, whose product is annotated as replication protein A2. Lineage: Eukaryota; Metazoa; Chordata; Mammalia; Lagomorpha; Ochotonidae. The transcript has 9 exons. Gene Ontology annotation, cellular component: chromosome, telomeric region; site of double-strand break; nucleus. Bases 251 to 1063 code for a protein of 270 amino acids. Gene Ontology annotation, biological process: nucleotide-excision repair; DNA replication; double-strand break repair via homologous recombination. The record is from RefSeq and is a predicted model, not a curated record. Gene Ontology annotation, molecular function: DNA binding.